AUGGGAAACGAAGGAAGUAAAGUUCAACGCAAGAGAAUAACACAACCAAUUAUGACUACGUAUGAAAGUGUUGAAGACCUUCAAGAUGCUUUACAAAAGGCUGGUCUUGAAUCUUCAAACCUUAUAGUUGGUAUUGAUUUCACUGCCUCUAAUACAAGUUCUGGAAUGAGAACAUAUGGAAAGAAUAUGCAUACCAUUGAUGAGUCAAAUCCAAAUCCAUAUAUUAAAGUAAUGGAAAUUAUGGGAAAGACAAUGGAAAAAUUUGAUGACGAUAGACUCAUUCCUGUAUUUGGGUUUGGUGAUUCUAAAACCCAGGACGACACAGUGUUUGACUUAAGUCCAGAGUCUAAACCAUUUUUGGGAAUGGCCGCUGCCAUUGAACGGUAUAAGGUUGUUGCUUCAAGUGUUGAUUUAUGUGGACCAACUUCAUUUGUUCCAUUAAUUAAAAGAGCAAUUAAAAUUGUUAAAGAGACAAAACAAUAUCAUAUUCUUGUUAUCAUUUGUGAUGGACAAGUCAGUAGUGUUAGUCCCAACAGAAAAGUAAUCGAAGAAGCGUCAAAUUAUCCACUCUCUAUUGUUUGUGUUGGUGUUGGAGAUGGACCAUUUGGUGAAAUGGAGAAUUUUGAUGACAAUGUGAAAAAAGCUAAAUUUGAUAACUUUAACUUUGUUAAUUAUUACAAAGUCUGUGAAGGAAACGUAGAAAAUCCUGAAGUUGCUUUUGCAUGUGCAGCCAUGAACGAAAUUCCCGAGCAAUACGCUUAUAUUAAAGAACUUGGCUAUCUUGAUAAUUAA
Molecule: messenger RNA, 792 nt
Organism: Entamoeba dispar SAW760
Lineage: Eukaryota; Evosea; Mastigamoebida; Endamoebidae
Product: copine-8, putative
Exons: 1
Coding region: 1-792 (263 amino acids)
Source: RefSeq, a predicted model, not a curated record